Molecule: messenger RNA, 3317 nt
Organism: Labeo rohita (rohu)
Lineage: Eukaryota; Metazoa; Chordata; Actinopteri; Cypriniformes; Cyprinidae
Gene: plagx
Product: pleiomorphic adenoma gene X
Source: RefSeq, a predicted model, not a curated record
UCAGCUCGAGCGCUACUGCUGCUGUGUGUUUAGAGGGAAAGAAACAGCAGGCCCGAAAAAUACACACAUUAUUGAACAAAAAAGAAAUUAUCCACUGCGAACAGUUUUUGAGAAUUCAUCGAGGUAUGACCUGGAAACGAAUUUUGCAUUUGCACCCUGCGAGAUGUAGAAUGGAGGAAUGCUUGUGAAAGGCAACUUUAGCGGGGAUCAAAAGUUUCUGAAGACUGAACAUGCAAAAAAACAACCUUCACUCCCAAGAAAGAUCACCUGUUGGAGCUUCUUCUCAGAUGUACAGUGACAUAUGCCCUGAGAACAACCCAUAUAUGUGAGAAAAUGUUCCAUGGCAAAGACCAGCUAAACAGCCACCUGCAAAACCAUGACCCCAACAAGCAGGAACUGCGGUGUGAGGAAUGCGGAAAGCAUUACAACACUCGCCUAGGUCUUAGACGCCACGUGGCCACGCAUGCCACUUCUGCCGGCAGCGAUCUCACCUGCAAGGUUUGUCGUCAGGCUUUCGAGAGCAUGCCUGCGCUGCUCGAACACCUGAGUACGCACACUGGACGGCCACCUCCGGGGACUGUGGUACGAGAACGAAAGCAUCAGUGUGAACGGUGUGGCCGGCGCUUUUUCACUCGCAAGGACGUCAGGCGGCACGCGGUGGUGCACACUGGGAGACGUGACUUCCUGUGUCCACGUUGCGCUCAGCGAUUCGGCCGUCGCGACCAUCUCACCCGACACCUAAAGAAGAGCCAUGCUCAAGAUUUGGAGAGCCUUCCUCCGAUUUCCAUUAAAGAGGAGCCCAGUCCUACUGUGUGCUCUGUCGGGUCUCCGAAAGAUGCCACAGAGGCAUUUUCCAUGGCCAUGUUUAACCCUCAAGGCCUUCCGAGCGCAUCUACCUCAGGGGUCAAUCAUCACCAUCACACGAUGGUGUCUGGCCCCCUUUCCAGCCCGAUGGGUGUGGGCUGCUACCUUGAGCCAAACAAGCCUCCGGCGCAGCAGUACCAGCAGGCUCCCAGAUAUCAGCCGAGCUCCACUACCUCAUAUCUGAAAGCGGAGAUGGAGAACUUCCUGACCGAACUCCAGUGCGGACCGAUGCCACCGCAGGCCGCCGUGGCCACUGCCGUCUCCCGGCCUGGCGACCUUCUCCCUGAGAGUCUGGGAGGCCAGAGUGCCCAUUUCACCCUCAGGAACUCGGCGUUCACCUCAGCCGAGCCACCUACCACCUCCGCCAACAUGGACCUCUCGCACCUGUUGGGCUUCCUGCCUUUCGGCCUGCCUCCCUACAGCACUCCCUUGGGAUACUCCACCACCACCACUGCAUCCCCAAGCCCUACCUCUCAGCUCUCUGGGCCACUUACCUCAUUUCAGCCACAGUCACUGCAUGAGCCUCAGGCUUCAGGGCACUUAAACCAGCUUUCUGGUUUCUCCCCAACUCUACCUCGAUUCCAUCAGGCCUUCCAGCAAUGAUGUCGCCUGUGUCCACUAUGAACUGCCGGUCAAACGCAACAGUUCUGUUGCGCCAUUGCCAAGUAAUGAACUGGAGAUGGUGAAGUUCGGUGGGUGCGAGGUCUUCAAAUGGAUCCCGUAGAAGUAGACGAAAGGAUCACUAGGAUAGAUGGAGUUUUGCUUUUAGAAUAGUUUUAACUUUGUGGUUUUUCCUAGAGGGUCUUCAGAGUAACUGUUUUUGUAGUGAUAAAUGAACUUAUAAACUUCAUUUAAAAAACUGAAACUGAAAAGUUAGCAAAAGAAAUACCUCAAUGUUUUUGUCAAGAAGGAAAAUAAUGCUAUUACAGUGUUCUCCGUUGUAUAAUGAAGCACUUUUUAUCAACGGCACUUCUGUGACUAAAGGUGCGGUCACAUUUAUUGUUCUGCGAAUUUUCGUCUGCAUGCGGAUGAAAAAUUUUCCUGUGCAAAUUUCACAACUGAUUCAGUUGGUCAUACAGAUUCACCACAUUGACCAACAGAAAUUUGCUUGGUUUGAAAGUGACUUCUGUGUGUGCUGUGCUUCAUACACUACCAGUCAAAAGUUUUUGAACAGUAAGAUUUUUAAUGUUUUUUUUUUUAACACCAACCCGCCUUUUUUUUUUUUUACCUAAAAUACAUCAAAAGCAGUAAUAUUGUAAAAUAUUUUUGCAAUUUAAAAUAACUGCUUUCUAUUUGAAUAUUUUAAAAUGUAUUCCUGUGAUUAAAGCUAAAUUUUAGCAUCAUUACUCCAGUCUUCAGUGUCACAUGAUCGUUCAGAAAUCAUUCUCAUAUGCUGAUUUGCUGUUUGAGAAACAUUUUUAUUAUUAUCAAUGUUUAAAACAGUUGAGUACAUUUUUCAGGAUUCUUUGAUGAAUAGAAAGAUCCAAAGAUUUAUUUUUUUGGGAAAGAAAUGCUUUUAUUUAGAACGUCUGAAUGAUAAAUGUUUUUGAGCAGCAAAUCAGAAUAUUAGAAUGAUUUCUGAACUAUCAUGUGACUGGAGUAAUAAUGCUAAAAAUUCAGCUUUGAAAUCACAAAAAUAAAUUACAUUUAAAAUAUAUACAAAUAGAAAGCAGUUGUUUUAAAUAGUAAAAAUAUUUUAAAACAUUAGUGCUUUUGCUGUACUUUGGAUCAAAUAAAUGCAGGCUUGGUGAGCAGAAGAGACUUAAAAAAAAAAAAAACUUUUGACUGGUUGUAUACAUCUAUAUUAUUUUUUUUAAUUUUUUUGUCCAUGAAAGUUCGCUGAAAAUGUGACCGCACCAUAAAAGUCAAGUUGAACUGUGGUCUUAGAUGUACCUCUCAGCUCACGGUCACACAACACAAAAAAACCUACCUCUCUAAGCUGAACUCUUGUCACGGAAAGGAUUCAACUGUUUGACUUUGACAAGAAAUGAAGCAAAUCCUCACGCAAAUUGCGUGAAGAACAUUAUCUCGUUUGUUUUUUUUGUUUUUGUUUUUUAUUUUUUUUUAGUUAUGAAUUUUUAGAGUCAGGUGAUUAAUUAGCUUUUAAUUAAUUAGCUUGUGUUGAUUUUAGCCUUUAGGUAAAAGUUUUAGGCACUGUUGUGUUUGCAUCCUUAAUGCUUAUGAAAAGAAUCACAGUUAUAGUGGAGAGUCCUCUCCUGUAAAUCCCAAUCUCUCUCUGUGAAUUAAAUGCAGAAUAAAGCAGUGAUUAUUCUGAAAUUGAAAAUCAUAAUGUUUAAAAUUAAGUAGCCCAUUUUGACAAAUUCCCAAUAUGGGAACUAAGUACAAUAUACAUUUUUUUGUUUAGUAAUAAACAAGAAUUGAUCAUAUUUGCGCCAUGCAUAUUCAUGUAAAAAGAAUCCUCGGUAAAAAAAAAAAAAAAAUGGUUGUACUGG